AUGGAGGGAAAGUUUCUCGUUUCGUUGCUGAUUUUGGGCCUGGCUUCUUCUUCUCUAGGUAUGUUUCCUCUGUAAAACAUUUUUCUAAGAUCUGAGUUUAUGCAGCAAGUACGUAGCAAAGUGACGAUGUUUUUCGGUUAGGUGCAAAUUUUGUUACGCAACAUAUUUGUUUUGACACUACACUGUCAAUUCUUCACGUAGGAGGAAAUUUAAAGAUAAACCCAACUUUCCUAUCCUUUCCCGGUGACUGGUUUUGCUAGUCUUUUAACAGGUAAAAACAUUACGCUCAACGAAAUUGCUGGAUAAGAACUUUUCGCACCAGCCAUGUCGUCUCUUGCAGUACGAUGAUCCAUCCAUGUCAUCAUGAUCGAAAAACUUUACUCAUUUCAAUUUCUUCAAGGAAUCGGUUCACUCUUUUAAAAAAUCGUAUAAAGCGAACGCAAAAGUUUUGAAUUUGCGCUGUGUUUCUGAGGAAAAUUUUGAGGAACGUUUCAUCUUCUGCCGUUCCGUUCAGCUGCUUCAAGUUUGUUUAUUUCAUGACGUUUCAUACAAACCUUGUCCUGUAAUUUUAGUUUCGGGAAAGAAAACCGAUUAAAACGCGAGCCAUUUCCACUGCAUUAACUCACAGACAUUAAAAGCACAAGAUAUCUUCACUAACGUAUUUUUCCCCAGCUCUGUUAAUUGAUUCCGUCUAAACGAAAAAAGCUGCGUCAUAUAGUGUCAUCCGGAACGAAGACUUUGUUUGUACAAUUCAUUGUUUAAUACUUUGAAAUAUUGUUCGUGUCCGAGUUUAGUUGUUACUUUGUUAGAAGUGAUUUAUUCUCUUUACAUUUUUCAAGGCUAUCUUCCAAAUUUAUCGAUAACAUAACUUCAGCUUAGUGGUACGUGAUGCAUGUACGGACUGUAAGUUGUCAAAAGAAUUAAACAGCUACAUGCAUGUGACGUCUUCUUUACUUUGUUUCUCGCGGAAAUGUGGGAAGUGGGAUAUGCGAGAUGUGGUUGCAUGCGGAGCUUGCCCGUUAAGGUGCUAGCGGAGGCCGAUUUGGGCAAUUUUAGUCGUAUGAAAAUAUUAGAAGCAUUUAAUAAAAAUAAGUGAAAUUUUUGGGUGCAAGUGGUAACUGUAAGUACAUCUUCUUUCGGAUAUCUUUUUAGGAAUUUGUGGAAUUCACAAAAAUUUUGAGUGUUGUCGAAGAAAAGCUUUUAUGUCUAUUACUUAUGACGAAUUAACAAGGAAAAAAAUUUGCAGUCUCAGUGGCAUGAAGCGCUGAAAUGCACAAACCGACAGACUACACGAUCAUGAACAUGUUAGCUUUGUUAGCUUAGCUUUGUUUUGAAAGUGAGAGUUUUCAGAACUCGGAAGUAGCCUAUUAGUUUGCUGCAUGACGUAGUGUUUUUACAUCAUUGAAUAUCAGCAAAAGGUGGACAUCGUGGCCGUGACCAUGAUCAUGACAGGUAUCACAAGAAACAUGAUGACGACAAGAAAUGUCCUCCACUUUACACUUCUCCUGACCUUCCUAUGAAGUGUUCCACCAGCGGGGAAGGCUGUAGCAAAAUCACUUGCUCUACACAGCUGGAUGGUCAGACCGUCACGCUGAGUCUUCAGUUUAACUCUGCUGAGGAUGUAAUGAGUGCAACAAUCACUCUUAAGGUUCCAAACCUUGACUAUGAAUGGUCGCAUACUUUCAAGAGUGGAGACAAGAUCCAGGUACCAGGUUUCCCUCUAAAGAUCAAAGGAGUGGCUAAUGCAGAUAUGUACCUGAUGUUGAAACUCGUCAAAGGAAAAAUGGGAGUUGCAUUCAAGGUAAUUUAUUAUGUGAAAGUGAAAUGCAGUCCUUGCAAGAAGUCAAUUUUUAUAUAUCCUCUUAGAUAGUUUUCUGGGUGUCAAUGGCUUUGCAUACCUGAAAUCAAUGUAAGCAGAUAAAAAGUCCUCCGAAAUGAGGUCCUGUGAGGCUAAACCAAUUUGGAUCGUCAUACUUUUCUGGGAAACUGCCCACCUACCCCUCCCCUAAGCCAACAUUAACACUUACUUCUCACUUAGGGCAAAUUGUUGGCUUAGGGAAGGGGUAGGUGGGCAGCUUCCCAGAAAUAAAUAAUGAUCCACUGAUUCCAAAAAAGGGACAGGGCCUUGAAACGGCAACAUAUAAUUAGGGAUCCUUAGCAACGGCGACGGCAACUAGGACGUCAAAAAAGCAAUAGGUUUAUUACGCAAAACAACAACCUUGCACAUGCAUCACGUUUUUUUGUACAUUUCUUUACCGUCCUUGCACGACUACGACGUGAAAAUGCCUAAUUGCAAGUUUUAUGGACGACGUAAACAAGUGAUGACGAAUCUCUUUUUCUCUCUCUAAACUUGAGUGCGGUCCUCAAGUAAUCAACUCCAGGGAAAUUAGCCUACACUUGCCAUUUUCAGCAAAUUGGAAUAAACGCGACAAAGAUUGAAAAAAUGGGAAUUCAUUUUAAAACUGACGUUUUCGCUGCCAUUGCCGUUGUCGAUGCUAAAGCUCCCUAUUGAUGAUUUUUAGUGGUGACAUAACAACACAAACAUGGAUUAAAACUGUGAGAUGGACAAAGAUGCAUACUUGACAAUAAUUUAUGUAUAAAUACCAAUGUGGAUGUGGCUUGCUCCUGAAUAUCUGAAAUGACAGGUUUUAAAAUUCUAAUGAAGGACAUGCACACACCCCUUUACUGAAAAAAAGAACGAAAACAAAAAGAGAAACCCAAGUCAGGUGUUCUUUUUCUUUUCCUCAUGUGAAAACCACUUGGUAGAUUUGCUUCCAUGCAUGUUUGCUUGGACCAAAAAAUUAAAGGCCAUAUUUUUGCAUCUGGAAAAAGGGAAGAGGUGUUUUCAGAAUAGCAAAUUAACUGUAUUACAAUGUUUUGAAUACCUAUAGAUUCAUUUUUCUUAGCUUAAGCUUAAAAAAUAUGGUAAAUAUAAUUAGUGGAGUUUUAAAUAAAUGCCUAAGUAGCAGUUUAUAUUUGUUACAUUUUGUCACUCAUGGUUAAUUAUUUUUGUGUUUGAAAGGUGGAUCUCUAUGUCAAGAUUGACAGUUCAGAACCUUUGGAUGUUACCUUAGUGAAGGGCAAGGUGCCUCACAUGGAGCAUCACCGCUGGAGCAAAUGCGGCAGUGAGUAUUUUUAUUUUAUUUUAUUCUUAUUUUAUAAGCUUCGCCAAAAAAACAAACAAACAAACAAACAGAAAGAACGUUGGCAGGGACACCGCAACAGAUGUGGCCAAUUACAGCAGACCUGGAUGCUCAAAAAAAGUGAAAAAAAGAAAUGUUAAAAAGCACAGUGAUACAAGAAAAACUCCAGCUAUGUACAACGAGUUAUUGGACGAGGCAAGGGACGAGCACUAUUACAUUUUAAACAGAUAGAAUUGAACGAACGUGGGUCUUUACAAUCAUAGGAAACAGCUAACGCGGACCUACAAUAAUUAAAAAUAACCUAUUUAAAGGAAGCUAAGGUUGAUGAGCUCAAAUCCAGUUCAUCCACUACACAAUUCCAAAUUCUACUAGUAUUGAGUAUUAGUCUUCUCAUCUCUCAAGUUCCUAAGGGAUGCAUUAAAGUAAUCUCCCGAUUGUGGAAAUAUAUGUAUCCCCUUCUCUGAACGAGGGCUAUAAUUUAGUUUCUAUGGAGCAUGGUGGAUUCCUUAAUUCCUAGGAACCCAGUGGUCAAAAUUGAGAAGUCUUUAGCUAUAACAUCCUUAACUAGAAGUUAAGAAGUUUGGUAAUUAAUUCACGAAGGCCAAUAUCCAGCUAUCCAGAAACCGAUCAAGCUUGGUCAAUAAUGCAUUUAUUGUAUGGCCAAAAGAAAACUUUUUUCUGGCGAGACCAAUGUGCAAAAAUUGUAAGCCAGCUUGGGAAGUCAAUCAGAACGUGAGGUUUUCUUCAGCCUUCCCAAUAAUGGACUCAGCCACAUAAUGAAUAAAACUCCUUAUAACUGAAUUUAGACAGUAACCAGUUUGGCCACUCCAAAAAUACACAGGAAAAAAUUAUGUACUUACGUGUCAAGUCAUUAACUUGUCCUUGUGAAAAAUUUGUGUUUUUUUGUCCAGGGUUUGCAUCCUGGUUCAAGCGCCAGUCCACCGCUGUCAAGGCCAGCAUCAUUGUGAGUGCUAUCUUGGUUUCCCUGAUGGUGGUCUUUGCCAUUGCCUACUGCUGCAAGAAACGUCGCACCAGUGCAAGCAAGUUGGGCGUCAAGCCUCCAACUUAUGAAGAGGCUACAUAUCCCGUUAAAAGCAAGGUUCCAAUGGAACCACUGGUCAAUGAGGAGUAG
This is a messenger RNA of Porites evermanni, 4275 nucleotides long. The record is from the annotation of a GenBank genome assembly. Lineage: Eukaryota; Metazoa; Cnidaria; Anthozoa; Scleractinia; Poritidae.